UCUACAAUCCGUGAAAAUGGCAUUGAUCUAUACGUAUCAAUUAUUGUUGAUGAGAUUCAACCUGCUGGACGGACAGCGCAGCGAAAACGUUUUUGUACAGAAUCAAUUCUGCGUGAUGCAAACCGAGUACGGAACCUCAACUGGUCUAAUGCAUGAAUUGUGCAUAAUGGGGAGAAUGGGCGCUUUUAUGAGUUUCAUGCCAAUACUCCAAACUCGGGCACUGGUGCAUCUGAGGAUGAGUGGAAGCCUGAGGAUUACAGGCCAAGCAAGCAAAAUAUUAAUGACAUCAAGACACCUAAGGGGAAUGAGCCGGUGCCGAUUGGAGAGGGAUACAUCAUACACUAGUGCGACAAGGAAACUGUUGACUUCGGUGUUUACACGCCGAGAGUUAGCGACUCAUUCAUUGACCGGGAAAUCUUCUCCUGCCUUCCCGGGAAAACCUGCGAAGAAACGUCUCGAUCCCGAGCUCGUCAAUGACAUCGUGCAGAUUGUCGUUGAAAAAUCAAAGGUCAACGCAAGCUUGGUGCGAACGACUAUAACUACGAAAUGUGCUGAUGAGAGCAAAAUGUACCGCAGUCGUCAAAAGAAUAAAAAUAAACGCCUGUCGAACCAAGAAAAACUUUCCUCCAUCGCCGCAUAA
This is a messenger RNA of Leguminivora glycinivorella, 640 nucleotides long. RefSeq lists its product as uncharacterized. Gene Ontology annotation, cellular component: nucleus. The transcript has 6 exons. The record is from RefSeq and is a predicted model, not a curated record. Gene Ontology annotation, biological process: negative regulation of Notch signaling pathway; positive regulation of neuron differentiation. Gene Ontology annotation, molecular function: DNA binding; transcription corepressor activity. Bases 17 to 640 code for a protein of 207 amino acids. NCBI's taxonomy places the organism in Eukaryota, Metazoa, Arthropoda, Insecta, Lepidoptera, Tortricidae.